This is a messenger RNA of Corticium candelabrum, 2403 nucleotides long. RefSeq lists its product as uncharacterized. The transcript is spliced from 4 exons. The record is from RefSeq and is a predicted model, not a curated record. NCBI's taxonomy places the organism in Eukaryota, Metazoa, Porifera, Homoscleromorpha, Homosclerophorida, Plakinidae. The coding region runs from base 1 to 2403 and encodes 800 amino acids.
AUGUCUAAUCAUGCCUUGUCUUCUUUGAUAGAGGAGCAACCAGACACAGUUUCUCAGUUCAAAGGCUGUACAGUGAGCUCAUUCAAGACAUCAUACCUGAUUUCAUCCAAUAAUUGUCCAAAGAACAAGAUCAACAGUAAAGGAAGCAGCAAAAGGACAAAGCUCACUCAGACGUUGAAGACGCCAUCCAUUCCUGAAAUAAAUUGCAUCUUGGAAGCAGAUUUAUUGAGGAAGAACCCAUGUUCGACUAAAGGAAGUACAGUCAACAAACUGGAUGCACGUUUUCUUGAGCAAGUUCAUCGGAUCUUUUCAGAUUUGAAGAAGCAGUCAGCUGAGCUGUGCAACGCCCUAGCAGGUCUAGCACGACGCAUAUGUUGUGAUUUUGUGGAUCCAAGUGCUAUCCAGGCUCUUGUUGCAUGCCGUUUGAUUCCUUUAGACAAGAAUCCUGGAUUACGUCCAAUCGGAAUUGGUGAGACCUUCCGCAGGAUUAUUGCCAAGGCGAUAAUGAGAGUUAUCAAGGACGACGUCUGCCAUACUGCUGGACCUUUGCAAGUGUGUGCUGGACAAGAAGGUGGAUGUGAAGCGGCUAUUCAUGCGAUGCGCACAAUAUUUGACAACGAUGAGACUGAGUGCGUUCUUCUGGUUGAUGCCUCGAAUGCUUUUAAUUGCCUAAAUCGACGGGCAGCGCUUCACAAUGCUAGAAUCUUGUGUCCGGCUAUUGCAACGGUUCUCAUAAAUACAUACAGGGACGAGGUUUUGAUGUUCGUUGUGGGAGGCGAGAUAAUCAGAUCAGCUGAAGGAACAACACAGGGUGAUCCGCUGGCGAUGUCCAUGUACGCGAUUGGCAUCCUGCCGCUCAUCACUCAACUUCAAUGUGAAACCAAGCAAGUCUGGUAUGCUGAUGAUGCAACAGGUGCAGGGUGCAUUAGAGGUGUGAGGCAGUGGUGGAAUGACAUUGUCAAAGUCGGCCCCAAGUUCGGAUAUCACGCAAACGCUGUUAAAACUUGGUUGAUAGUAAAGCAGAACAAAUUGGAAGAUGCCCGCUCUGCAUUUGCUGAUACGGCAGUACAAAUCACAACAUCAGGUAAACGACAUCUAGGUGCUGCUUUAGGGCACCCUUCGUUUGUUCGUGAAUACGUUGACAGUAAAGUCAAUGAGUGGGUUCGUCAAGUGGAAAAACUAUCAACCAUUGCUGUAACUCAUCCUCAUGUCGCAUACUCAGCUUUUACUCAAGGUUUGGCCCAUCGCUGGUCCUAUCUCUUGAGAACUGUUCCAUCUAUAUCUGAAAUGCUCAAGCCGUUAGAAGAAGUCAUCCACCAACGAUUUUUGCCUAGACUGACUGGUCAACCAGUGUGCGGUGCAGACAUGAGAGACCUCUUGUCAUUACCUUGCAAUCUCGGUGGGUUGAACAUUUCUGAUCCGUCGAAGACUGCUGAAUCACUAUUUGCAGCUUCCGAGCACAUCACUGCGCCUUUGGCUGCUCUUAUUGUCGAACAAGAGAACGCCAUCACAGUGUCUCCAUUGGAAACAAAAAGAAGAAAAUCUGAGAUCAAGGCCAAGACACAAGAAUUCCACAAUGAGACCUUGGAGAAGUUGCAAACAAAUGCAUCACCGCAAAUAAAAGGGAGCUUGGAAGUCCUAUCCGAAAAGGGAGUAUCGAGCUGGCUUACCGUGCAGCCUAUUGAAGAGCAUGGUUUCCAUCUUGCCAAGAACGAUUUUCGUGAUGCUCUGUGCUUAAGAUAUGGCUGGCCUUUAUCAGAUUUGCCCUCGAAAUGUGAAUGCGGCCUCAGUUUUAACGUCGACCAUGUCAUGAUAUGCCAGAAAGGCGGCUUUCCCACGCUAAGGCACAACGAGAUCCGGAACAUCACAGCUGAUCUUCUAAGGGAGGUUUCUACAGAUGUUACAAUCGAACCUGUACUUCGUCCCUUGGAUGGAGAACAGUUUGCGCAUCGCACUGCCAUCACAGAUGAUAACGCUAGGGUCGACAUUUCUGCUAGAGGAGUGUGGAGGCAUGGAGAACGGGCAUUUUUUGAUGUGAGGGUUUUCUACCCAAACGCUGCUUCCAACCGCAAACACUCUUCACUCAAAUCCGCCUAUGUGAGUCACGAGAAUGAGAAGAAACGCGCUUACGGUGAGAGAAUUCGGGAAGUUGAGCAUGGGUCUUUCACUCCAUUAGUGUUUACGUCAUACGGAAGCACAGGCCCAGAGGCAACAACCUUCUAUAAGCGAGUGGCAAGUCUGCAUGCAGCCAAGUCAGGAGAGCAGUACAGUAGAAUUAUGCAAUUAAUUCGCUGUAGAUUGAGUUUUGCCCUACUUCGCUCGAGUAUACUGUGUAUCCGUGGAACAAGAUCCUCUACGUAUAGACCUAUCAAAGUGGACCUUGUUGUAUUACUACUACUAUAG